Molecule: messenger RNA, 2035 nt
Organism: Acanthopagrus latus (yellowfin seabream)
Lineage: Eukaryota; Metazoa; Chordata; Actinopteri; Spariformes; Sparidae
Product: dynein assembly factor 3, axonemal-like
Exons: 13
Coding region: 16-1509 (497 amino acids)
Biological process (GO): motile cilium assembly; axonemal dynein complex assembly
Source: RefSeq, a predicted model, not a curated record
UGAUGGCUGCUACAGAUGAUCUUAGGCUAUUGUUCAUGUAUAUCUGAUGGCGGCCGUCCUCCCCAUUUAAGACACUGUUGCCAUAGCAGCAGAACCCAAACUUUGUGUUGGGUCGGGCAGCUAGCGGCGAAUUUUACUCUAGUUGUCAAAAACCAGUCUGUGAGGAUGAGCGCUGGACGGCCGUCUGAAGCGGCGGGCUGCGUCACCUGGUGGGGCUUCAGUCCUGCGCGCGACCUGCUGACUCCGGGCCCUGCAAGACCUGAAGGACAGGUCAAUGUUUUGCUGGUUGGCAGCGCAGAUCCACGACAUAUUUUGAAGACCAUUGCUGGUUUCCCAAGCGAAGGAAGCCUCCAUGUGUGGGUGAUAGAAAACAGCAUGGAGGUAGUGGCUAGACAGCUGCUGCUUCUCUACUUGGCUCUGAUGCCCCUGGAAGGCAUGGGACAUAAUGAGAAAACAGAGGUUUUCCUGGAGGUGUUUGGGAACGGUGAGAUCCGCAGUCAGACGGAGGAGACGCUGAGAUGUGCAGCAUCACAGCUCUCUCUGUCUGUUACUGAAGCACUGGAGACGCCCACACACCCCUGUCUGAACACGACUCUUCUCAAGUUCAAGGAGAGAGAUGAGCUGGCCAGGAUAUUCAAGCUGUGGAUGCAGCCUCAGUCUUCAUUGUCUAUCUCAAUGUCCAAAGCCUGGGAUUAUCGGGUCAGGCAGCACCUCGGAACACGUUACAACUCCAAGAUGGGCUGCUUCGAUUGGGACCUUACAAUGAAACUGCACCAAAAAGGGUGUGGUCUCAUUAACAAACAACAAUACAUGCAGUGGAGGGAGCGGGGUUUGGCAUUCGAAAUGAGGGAAGGUGUCUACCAGAUGACCAAUCCAAGUUUGCUUUCUUCAAGAGUCUUCAGUAAGAGAGGGAACAGAGUGGCUGUCAGGGGCUACUGGGGAGACAUUGUUUCCAGUCCCUACCUCACCUUUGGAAUUGAAACUGAUGACGAGAGCCUGCUGAAGACACAGAAUGGGCAACACAUUAAGACAGCGCAGGAUAUCUCCUUUGUCAAUGUACAGGCAUUGUUCCAGUCCCUGUCCAGUAGACGGUGCUUCCCCACUACCUCUCAAUCAGACACAGAGAUAAAAGAGCCAUCCCCACAGGUUGACCGAAAAUCUGUCACUAUUGACGACCUGAUACAUCUUAAUAGAGUCUCUGUGACGUUCCUGCCUAUGGAUUCACUUCAAAAGCUGCCAGAUAAACAGAAAUACUCCCACUUCUUUAACACCAUCUACUUCUCUGCAAGCUGCGCGCACCAGUUGGGCCCAGCAUUGAGACAGAUUGCAGCCCCAGACGCCGUGCUCGUCGUAGAGUUGGCCAAGUACAUUUUGGAUCUGAACAAAGAGCAAGAGGAAGGCUUUGCAAAGAAAGUGGCAAGCAUCGCUCUCCAGGGUGGAUUUGAGCCUUGGCAUGAGGGGAAGAGUGAUGACGUACAUGCUGUUUUCAUACCACAGAGGAAGACGUAAAGGUGGUUAAUAUCAUCAGAGCUCUGCUCCCAUUGUCAGCAGCUUUAGUUUUACUGUAUAAAACAGUCUAGUCAAGGUGAUUUUGCAUCACAGCUCAGACAUUUUAUAAGAUCUUAAUCUUUAUUUUUCCUUCAUAAAGAAGUUAAAGGUGCAAUAUGGAAGAAUUGGCAACCUGUUCUCUAAACAAAUAGGAGGCAGCAUAUCACCAGAGAAACUGCCUACUGCUGCUAGCUGUAGCUUACCUAGUUCCAGGCUAGUCUCAGUUAGCUGUGCAGCUAACUAUAAAAUGUUUUUUACCAGAAUUCUUACAUAUAGUCCCUUUGAGCUUCAUCCGUUUGUGGUAUUCCCUCUGCAGUAGCUGUGAAUUUUACUAUGUUUUAAUCUAAACUCUUUAAGAGUAAUACUCAGAAUUUAUUUCCAAUUUGAAUGACACUGAUAUAACAUCCAUUUUAUGUAUACGUGCAUUUUAAUGAUUACAGACACAACUGUGAAUGAAUGUAUUUCAAUAAAUGUCAAACAAAUACUA